Dermacentor andersoni is the source of this 1003-nucleotide messenger RNA. RefSeq names its product very long chain fatty acid elongase AAEL008004-like. Gene Ontology annotation, cellular component: endoplasmic reticulum membrane. Lineage: Eukaryota; Metazoa; Arthropoda; Arachnida; Ixodida; Ixodidae. Gene Ontology annotation, biological process: fatty acid elongation, monounsaturated fatty acid; sphingolipid biosynthetic process; fatty acid elongation, saturated fatty acid. The record is from RefSeq and is a predicted model, not a curated record. Gene Ontology annotation, molecular function: fatty acid elongase activity.
AUGGCAUCUGUCCUUGCGUAUCCGAGGGAUCUCUACGACUACGUGUGGUCGUUCCGAGACACACGUAUAGACGCAUGGUCCAGCAACGUCAUCAAGGGCAGUUUCGUGUUACCGCUGAUCAUCAGUUACGUGUACGUAGCCAAGGUAGCCGGCCCUCGGUGGAUGAAAGGUCGCGAGCCUUACAACGUCAAGCGAGGUAUCCUUGCGUACAACGCGUUCACCGUGCUCGCAAACGCUUACUUCCUGUACCGGAUGCUGCCGCUGACGUACUUCGGCGGCGGCUACAGCUUCCUCUGCCAAGGGAUGGGCACCAACAGCGAGCGCGACAUGAUGGUCAUCAGCCUGAACUGGUGGUACCUCUUUGUACGCAUCGCCGACUUCGCAGACACCAUGUUCUUCGUGGUCCGCAAGAAGUACACCCACAUCACCCAGCUUCACGUAUCGCACCAUGCUCUGGUCGUAUUCAGCGGAUGGUUGUGGAUCAACUUCGGUAGCGACGGUCAGGCCGUGCUCGGCAUCUGCAUCAACGCCUUCGUCCACGUCAUCAUGUACACGUACUACUUCCUGGCGGCCCUGGGUCCGGGCCUGCAGAAGUAUCUCUGGUGGAAGAAGUACCUGACCACUAUUCAGAUCUUGCAACUGGUGGCGGUCUGCACUCACUCGUCUCUGCCUCUCAUUUUCGACUGUAGCUACCCUAAAGCGCUGUGCUACCUGGAGAUGGCACAGCUCGUGCUGGGCAUCGUACUGUUCGUGAACUUCUACUUGAAGACUUACAGGGUUGGUGGGAGGUCAGGCCCUCCACUGGCAGAAGUGUCGAAGGAAAAAGAUCGAUGAAACACUGCACAAUGUCUGGCAAAACUAAAACUGCGUUUACCGAUCUAGCGGUGCGUUUCAGGACGCCAGAUAUGUGAACUUGAGUGCCAGAAUGGUUCAGAAACCGUGUUUCCGGUGGUGAUCUCGCGUGACGAUAGUCUGAUGUCGCUUUUUUGUCGCAUCGUGACUG